AUGACUGCGUCUACUGCCGUCGCCAAGAAGGCCGUGAAGUGGCACAAGCUCUCGUACGCGCAGUUCGUGCUGCACGAGGCCAAGCGCGAGCACUUCCAGCCCUUCCUCAUCGCUGGCGUCGCUGCGUGGGUGAUCUGCGGCAUCCUCCCGACGCGUGGCGCCACGCAGGAGGACAAGGAGAAGAGCAACUACUGGAAGCGCACGAACGGCAAGUUCGACUACAGCCACCACUAG
Hyaloperonospora brassicae is the source of this 234-nucleotide messenger RNA. The record is from the annotation of a GenBank genome assembly. NCBI's taxonomy places the organism in Eukaryota, Oomycota, Peronosporomycetes, Peronosporales, Peronosporaceae.